CAGCAGGUAGCGACAGUAUGCAAUAGGCCUACUGCUAUCACCAUUACUAUUACACAUUACACAUUAUUAUUGUCCAUCUAGAUUUUCCCGCCAAGCCUCCUUUAAUUCUGCUAACAACACAACUCUAGAAACUCUGUCAAGCGAUCCAUUGCAAGCAUUAUUUUCUAUCACACCAGCCAAGGUCAAGCACGGCGUGCCUAGGAGGGACCAUAACGUACAGUUUUCUUGACCAUGGAUGUGAAGCUGGUUGGGUUUGGUUAUCCUCUGCUGGACAUCAUCAUUGACGGCUCGCCUGAGCUGUUGAACAGGUAAAAACUUUUAACGUUGUGAAUUAAGAAAUUUUUCUGAGUGUGGCGGGGAGGAGUGGCGGUCGCAGUGUCAUACAGUCAUGACUAGCACGGCCUAAUAGACCUACUUUACAAUAAAAUCAUGGUCAUUGGCAUUGGUCGGCUUGAUGCACAUAACUCUGCUAAAACACUUUUGUAUUUAAUCUCCUUUCAUAUUUGAAAGUCCAAACAUCACCGAGAUGUUAUUUUUAUCAUCCUCAACAGGCUUAGAAGUAUAAAUAAGUGUAAAAGUAUAACUAAGUCUUAGUUAAUUACAAGAAUUAAUAAAUGAGUACAAGUUAUAAAUUAACUAAGUUCAAGAAGUAAAAAUAAGUAGGUAAUUGGGCCUACAAAUAUUGUUAGUAAGUGUAACCUACAAAAAGUAUAAAUAAGUAACCCAUGCCUUUAGUAUAAUGGAGUCAUAGACCCUCUGUAAUGUUUAUAUAAAGUUGGCUGUAUUAUAUAUGCUGCAGUUAAUUUCCAGCAUUAAAAAAAUCAUCUAAAUCUAGGAUUAAAACAUCACAGACAGUCAAUGCAGUUUAAAAGUGAGAUAUUGUAGCACACAUGUCUGCAAGGCUUACAUUAGCCAACUUUUACUAGCAAACUCUUACACUCUUUUCAUCACAUAUCAUUGCCAAAUUAUAUGAGAUAAACUGAUAAACAUAAAACUGACAACUUUCCAGAUACGGCCUGAUACCAAAUGGACAAGUCCAGGCCUCUGGCGACCUCAUUAAGAUGUAAGCAUUUGAACCUGCAUACAAAAUUCUUCUUUGAACUUGAACAUCUUUGUUUUAAUCCAUGAUUUCUGAAAUUAUUUUUUUCACUUCAAAAUUACAUUUCCUGGCUGCAAUUUAUGCAUGGGCAACCGUAGAAAACUUUCCAUGGGGGGGCCGGCAAAAAAAUCAAUUAACUUCCGGGGGGGGGGGGNGGACAUCAGCUUAGUUACUUUCUCUUUAUUUUCUCUUUGCUUUAAUACAUUUUUUGUCUAAAAAAAUUUUUAUCCAAUCAAUCCAGGGGGGGGGGAGGGGAGGGGGGGGGGCAAGCUACCUGGGGGCACCCAUGCAUUUUUGGAUAGUCGUAUUACAAUAAUUAUAUUUUCCAGGUGGUCUCGAAGCAGGUGGGAUAGCCCCUUUUUGUCUAGAAUUCCAGUGUAAUUUAGCCAUAUUAGUAUUGAAGUUUAUGGGGGUAAGCCCUAUUCAGGGGUGUAGCUCCAGUGUUUGACACCCUGGAAAAGAUUCAUUUUUUACGCCUCACCCAACUCUUUAAUCCAUUAUUUUUAUCAAUAAAAUGGUCAAAGCCCAUUUAAUCUAGCACCCGGGGACAUCAAUACCCUCUGCCCCUUUUACUUGAAAUAGGUGGGGUAAGCCCUGUUAGUCUUGAAAUAGUUGGGGUAAGCCCCCUUAGUCUUGAAAUAGAUGGGCGUUAGACCUAUUAGUCUUUUAAGAACAAGCCUAAGGUGUGUAAAGAUCAUAUAGUCCUAAUUUCACAGAUUUAAUUAUGUCCAGAUGACCUAUGGGGACUCUAUUCAGUAUGUGCCGGGGGGAGCUGCAAUCAAUGCCGUCAAAGUAGCUCAGGUAGGACUAUGACAUUUAGAUCAAAGCAGCUCAGGUAGGCUACAGGAAAAUGACAUUUAGAUCAAAGUAGGUCAAGGAGUCUAACAUUGUUAUAAAUUUUUAUGUCGGGCAGAUGAGCCUCAUUGAAUGUUUUUGAAUGAAAAAAUAUACAUGUUAGUUAGAUAUUUGUUUGGGUUUGGGGCGGGGCGGUUGAGGCAUAAAGUAAGCUUGUGUCAUUACCAGAGUUCACAUCCCAGGAAAAAUUCAAAAGGUAUUUAAAUUAACUGUUGCUGUCUUCCUGCCCCGCUCCUCUUCAUACCCCAAACCUUCUUAAAAACCCAACAUUCAUUAAACAUUCAUUAUCUCUCAACAUUCUUCCUACCACAACCCAUUUGAAACUCUACAUACCCUGUCUUAUUCAUCAUCAGUCCUGUUUACUCUUAUGAUUUUGGCGUACAAUGUACGAUUUUAAGAUGUAUACAUUAUAUAUACUGUAUGUUUAUUUUUUACUAUCAAGAUAAUGUAUUCAGCUAUAAUGUACUGAACGAUUUUGUGAUGAUAUUGUACGAUUUUAAGAGUUUAAGGGUAAACAGGUCUGCAUCAUUCAAGCCGUUCUUACACAUCCCCAAUCUUCCUCCAGCCGUAUUUAUAAUCCGGCCUGAUUUAUUUCUCGGCCAAAUUUAUACCCCAAACCCAUUAUACCCCAGCCUUAUUCAUACCCAUCCUUAUUAAUACAUCUUCCCACUUCUCACUCCGGCCCCAUUCAUACCCCUCAACUAUUCAUAUCUCACUUCUAAUCAUACACCAGCCCCAUUCAUGGCCCAGCCGUAAUGAUACCCUAGUGGGCUCCAGCCACAUUCAUACCUAUGCCAUAUUUAUACCCCAGCCCACUUUAUAACCAAGUCCCAUUAAUACCCCACCGCAGCAAAAUGUGUACAAUAAAACGAAAAUUAUAUUUUCAAAUUGUCAUAUUUUGAUCUUCAAGCGUAUCACCAAAUAACCAAUACAUGUUUUUUUUUCUAUCAUUACUAAUUUCCUAAAUCUUGAAAAUAAUAAUUGUGUAUUUCAAAAUGACUUAGAAACCUGGCUAAGGUGUCUCCAAAUGGAGCAGCAUCUUUUCCCAGUCAACAAAUCCACACUCUACAUGCACCUGUGGCAUUCAAGGGAACACUCAAGUGUUUGAAGUGUAAUACUAUAAAAUAAAAUAUUUAUUGCUUUAACACCAAACUCUCAAAUAAAAAAAUAACUUUCCCCUUCCCCAUGCCUUGUUUUCACAUUCAAGUGGUGUAUAGGUAAAGAUGAUUGUACUGCAGUCAUUGGUUGUCUUAAUGAUGAAGAUGACUUUGGGCAGAUUCUACAGAGGGAAAUGAUGCGAUCCCGGGUCAAGUGUUACUUUCAAAAGGAGAGGACAGCAUCAACAGGAACUUGUUUGGUAAUCUGUACAGAUCAAAAUAGGUUUGUUCUCUUGCCAUAACGUUCUCAUUUUUUUAGCAAAGUAGGUCAAUAUUAAAUUCGUACUUUUCAUGAUGGUGAUGGUAGUUACUUCACAUAAAUCAUUUUAAUAUUUAAACUAAUAUCACAUUUCAUCUUACAAAUGUUAACAUUUUUAAUAUAACAUUUCAUUUAAAAAAAUUAUAUCUAUUAAACCAAUCAGGUCGCUAGUUACUACAGCUGGAGCUGCUAAAUUAUUUUCAACAAAAUAUUUUGAAGAAUUGGAAAUACAAUCAGUUCUGAAUUGUGCCCAGCAUUUGUAUUGUACGGUAAUAAAAAAUUUUUAAAAGUCUAAUUUAGUGACUUUGUCAGCUUUUUGCCAUGAAAAAAAACUAAAACAAUCUAAACAUGUCCAAGGCCUUUAAAUGUGUUCAUUUCAGUAUAACAAUCUGUGUUAACAGUUUUCUGACUAUCCUCCACACCAGGCCUGCACAACUCAAAAUGUAAGGGGGGCGGGCCGUAAUACUUUAUGAAAACCUUGUGCGGGCCAAAAGAAAAUAGGACAUGUCUUGUUAUUAUAUGGCAUCCUUCCGUCUUCGUGAGACCAUGGACUAGCUAUAUAGUUCUACACUUUGACGAGUGGCUCACUAUGCCAAUCCUAGAAUGGCAAUCACGGCUGCAUCUCGCUGGAGAAUAUUGAAUCCCGGUAAAUUCUUGAUUUCCGAAUUGUUCUUUUUGAUUCAAGGGCCUCGUUUCGAGUAUCUUCUGCCUUUUUAACUCCUUCAAACACUGCUGUUGGCCAGUUGGAGCGAUGUUCGGCAAUGAACUCCCAUUCGUUUGUUUCAAUAUUGGCUUCCCUCAUGCUUCGUUUGCAAACGUCAAUAAAUCUCAGGCGCGGUCGUCCAAUAUGUUUUGUCCCCUCUGCCAACUCUCCAUACAGCAGUAUCUUUGGGAUACGUCCUUCCUCCAUUCUCCGUACAUGACCUAACCAGCGAAGGCGUCUCUUGAUAAAAAAGGAGAAUAUGCUAAACAUGUGUGCACGUUCCAAAAACUUCAACUUUGGCAACCUGUCCUGUCAACGAAUGCGCAAAAUGCGACGCAGACAUCUUUGAUGGAAGCUGUUGAGUUUCUGCUCGUGACUGGUAUAUGUGGUCCACACUUCGCUACCAUAUAGGAGCGUGCUAAGCACAUAUGCCUGAUAGACACUUAUUUGUGCAGGCCAAAGAAUAUAGGACAGGGGGAAAGCUAUUAAGAAAAUAAUAUAAUAUUAAUUCCUUGAUAUGGACCAUCUCAAUCCAUUGUGGAAAAAUAAAAGUGUAACAUUCUAUUUUUUUUAUAAAGCAUUUUUUUUUUAAAAUGAGUUCUUGUAAAGGCUUUCCUCUGAAUACAAAUAAUAAGUGAAGUGUUUUUGAGUGCCACAGUUUUAUUACUUCAUGAAAUAGAUCAUUGAAGGAAUCUUCAUCUAAGCCUACAUGCUUCAUCUAAGCCUACAAUCUUCAUCUAAUCCUAGUCAAAAUGAGUUCAAAAAUGAGAGAUGAGGACCUCUGGUCUAUAAAGUCAUAAAGUAUUACAAUAUGAGUUGUGCAGGCCUGAGCUAGAUGGCUGUCUAUAGACCAGGGGUCCUCAAACAGCAGCCCAGUGACCAGAUACAUCCUGGUGGUCCAUAAUACGGCUCACCUGGCCAUUUUUCGGCUACUCGGGUAGCAGUGACAAAUUUAGAACGGACAUUGACCAUUGAAAUACUAAUUACUUCAUGUGGAUUAAAAUUGUUCUUCAUUGUAAUUAUUGCAAUGUGUUUUCCUGUUUGUUGCACUACAAAUAAGAUAUGUGGAGUGUGCAUAGUAGGAAUAUAAUAAUAUUUUUUCAUAUUGAACCAACACCUCACCCCUCUCCCCACCCAAUGUCUUGGGGGGGGGGGGCACGGUGCAGUCAACACACACACCCCCACCCCGCCAAUAAAAAGUUUGAGAACCUCUGCUGUAGACUGUUGCUGUUUUUUAAAUCAUAAAAUGCACCUUUUUUAUUUUAUAUUAUUUAAGCUUUAGAUCCAGCUGUAAUGUUUAGAGAAAGAAAUACUGCUUUCUUAAAUCAAUUUAUUUCAAUACAUUAUUUAAUUUAGAUUCAUUAACUGGGCAUUUUGAGCAGAUUGUUUUUGGCCAAGUUCUGCUCCAGGCAUAUUGUAAUCUCCGCUCCGAGAUCAGGUCAAGAAGAAUAGAGCAGCAUAGCUGAUGCAAGAGUGGGGGCAACCUAGAUGUAGAAGAGCGGGGGCAACUUAGAUGUAGAAGAGCGGGGGCAACUUAGAUGUAGAAGAGUGGGGGCAACUUAGAUGUAGAAGAGUGGGGACACUUAGUUGUAGAAGAGUGGGGGCAACUUAGUUGUAGAAUACUGGGGUAGCUAAGAUGUAGAAGAGUACAAAAUUUUACCAACUCUGGGUAAAAAGACCUUGCUCCUGAGCUUCAUUCCAAAUCCCUGUCAUGAACUAUGUUGUUCCUUUGUUCGCUUUUAUCAUAUUAAAUGAGAUAUAUAAUAACCCCAAAAAAUAUAGGCCUACACCAUAUCUUGAAACUUUUUCAUUACAAUUUUUUUCAGGGAUUUUCUUUGAUAGAUUGCUCUCAAGGUGUAGAUGUGCUGGCCCAUUUGGCAACUAAAAAUUCUGGUCAGAUUUUUGCAUUUAAUCUGGCAGCUGUUUUCAUAAGCCAACAAUUUUCAGAGAAUAUAAAAAGGCUACUACCUUUUAUUGAUAUAUUGUUUGGAAAUGAAAUGGUAAGUCCUGGAUAUGUCAGUGGUAUUUUUGUCUUUCAUUUAGUUGUAUCUGCUUCUGUUCCAAUAGAUAAGUUUGAAAACAUAAUUCCCAAUUUUCUUGGACUCAUAGAUACCGGUAUUUUGAAAUAUUUUGUUUUUAAAGGUGUGACCUGAAAGGAAUAGGAGACAUUUUAUCAAUACAGACCAAGAAGAGAUUAAUGUUUAGGGAAGAAGCUCAUCAUGCCAUCUUUAUCUUUUACAUUUUAAUUUUGAAGUUGAAACUUUAAAGUUUAUUCAAUUCCAGAACUUUUUCAGAUAAAAUGAUGCACUCACAACCAAUGAGUUGCAUCAAGAUAGUGUUCUAAUAUCUAAAAUCCUCAUCCACAGGAAGCUGAUGCUCUUAUUAGUCAAUGUGGAUACAAGGUAUUUCCCAGAUGAGUUAACCAAAAAAACCAGUUUUUUAAAAUUAAAAAGUCCAUACGCCUUUUUUCAAUCCAAGAAAUGAAAAAAUCAUUUUUUAAAAUUUGGAAUCCUACAAAUUUCUUGAAUUUAAAUGUGAUCUAGAUAACCUAUGAUUGUGAAAUUUUUAGUGUGGAUUUUUAUUUAUGGAGGGAGUAUAUCAUUUUAAUAUACAUAAUCUUAAUUUAAUCUUAUGAUGAAGCAAUAAAUAUUAAAUUAUAAAAAUCAUUUCAGAUCAAUUCUAUGCAAGAGAUUGCACUUUUUUUGUGUAAUUGGGAGACAAAAAAAUGUAAUGGUCAUUCACGAAUUGUGGUCAUUACAAGGGGUCCCAGUACAAGCAUUCUGGCCCAAGGUCAGUUCUUUAAAAUAUAUCAAGCUGCAUUUUCUGUCAAUGGUCAAGUUAAGAAUGAACUGAGCAUUUUAAUAUGAAACAUUUUUGUUUCUAAACCAGUAAAUUGUUCUAGUGUAUAUAUAGGCUAAACAUUAAUUAUAACAGACUUACUUGUUUUUUUAGCCUUUGUUAUUGCUAUAACAUCAAAAGAUGAUUGGGGGGGGGGGCGCCACGACAACCAUAUUGUCUCAGGGUUAAUAUGAUGUAAAAAUAUCACCUCCCCAGAAGGCAAAGUCUUUGAGUUUCCAGUUGUGGAUGUUACUGCUGACCAGAUCAUUGACACCAAUGGAGCUGGUGAUGCAUUUGUUGGAGGUUAACAUUCAAAUAGCACCCUUAUACUCUAGUUAUAGCUGUUGAUGCAUUUGUUGGAGGUUAACAUUCCAAUAUCACCCUCAUAGUGAUUUUUUCCUUCCAAGAUAGGAAGUGGAGGUUGGGGAUGUAAACCUAUGUCUGAUAAUAUUAACGUUUUUUUAAUGAGAUUUUAAAAAACACUUAAGUUAAACAUUCAAGGAAAGUUGAUUUUUUUAAAUAAAAUUAUUGGGUUUAAGUUUAAAUAGUUUUAUUAUGCAAAUAAACCAUGCGUUCUUUCUUAAGAUAUUUUACUGUAAAAUGCAAAAUUUGUAUUGUUAAAUGGAUAAUAAUAUAACAUUUGUUAUAUUUUGAGCUUUUAUUAAUCGUUUACAGGAUUUCUAGCCAGUCUAAUAAAAGGUGAAAGCUCAAGUGAUGCCAUGAAGGCAGGCCACACUGCAGCCCAUGUUAUUUUGAAACAGAGAGGAUGUAGUCUUCCUAACAAUUAGUGAUGGACUGUGUACAAAAUCAUUAGACCUACUUGGAGAUGUAAUAAAAUAAUUCCAUACGGG
Molecule: messenger RNA, 7762 nt
Organism: Lymnaea stagnalis (great pond snail)
Lineage: Eukaryota; Metazoa; Mollusca; Gastropoda; Lymnaeidae
Source: the annotation of a GenBank genome assembly